Molecule: messenger RNA, 2814 nt
Organism: Balaenoptera ricei (Rice's whale)
Lineage: Eukaryota; Metazoa; Chordata; Mammalia; Artiodactyla; Balaenopteridae
Gene: TUBE1
Product: tubulin epsilon 1
Exons: 12
Coding region: 77-1504 (475 amino acids)
Biological process (GO): microtubule cytoskeleton organization; mitotic cell cycle
Cellular component (GO): microtubule; cytoplasm
Molecular function (GO): structural constituent of cytoskeleton; GTP binding
Source: RefSeq, a predicted model, not a curated record
GAGAGAGCAGUUGGUGGGCCGGAAAUACGCAGGCCGGCGUGGGCUCCUGGUUGCAGCGGGGCGGCCGCGCCGCAGCAUGACCCAGUCGGUGGUCAUACAGGUCGGCCAGUGCGGAAACCAGAUUGGCUGCUGCUUCUGGGACCUGGCGCUGAGGGAGCACGCCGCGGUCAACCAGAAAGCAAUUUAUGAUGAGGCAAUAAGCAGCUUCUUUAGAAAUGUGGAUACCAGAGUGGUUGGUGAUGGUGGCAGUAUUUCCAAGGGGAAAAUUUGUUCUUUAAAAGCACGAGCUGUCUUGAUUGACAUGGAGGAAGGGGUAGUAAAUGAAAUUCUUCAGGGACCAUUGAGAGAUGUAUUUGAUAGUAAGCAGCUCAUCACUGAUAUUUCUGGCUCAGGGAAUAAUUGGGCUGUGGGUCACAAAGUGUUUGGCAGUCUUUAUCAGGAACAGAUUUUAGAGAAACUCAGAAAGUCAGCAGAGCACUGUGAUUGUUUGCAGUGUUUUUUUGUAAUACAUUCCAUGGGAGGAGGAACAGGAUCUGGACUUGGCACAUUUCUUUUAAAGGUGCUUGAGGAUGAAUUCCCAGAAGUAUACAGAUUCGUGACUUCAGUUUAUCCUUCUGGUGAAGAUGAUGUCAUAACCUCGCCUUAUAAUAGCAUGUUGGCAAUGAAGGAACUUAAUGAGCAUGCAGACUGUGUGUUGCCCAUUGACAACCAAUCUUUAUUUGACAUCAUUAGCAAAAUUGACCUCAUGGUGAAUUCUGGAAAGUUGGGUACAGCUAUAAAGCCAAAGAGUCUGGUUACUUCAAGUGCUGGAGCUUUUAAAAAGCGGCAGGAGAAACCAUUUGAUGCAAUGAACAACCUUGUGGCAAAUUUGCUGCUCAACCUAACAAGCUCUGCAAGGUUUGAAGGAUCCCUUAAUAUGGACCUUAAUGAAAUCAGCAUGAAUUUAGUUCCUUUUCCUCAACUGCAUUAUCUUGUGUCAAGCCUAACACCUCUGUAUACACUGGCAGAUGUUAACAUUCCUUCUCGAAGGUUGGAUCAGAUGUUUUCAGAUGCCUUCAGUAAAGAUCACCAGCUAAUUCGAGCUGACCCCAAACAUAGUCUCUACCUCGCCUGUGCCCUCAUGGUUAGAGGAAAUGUACAGAUUUCUGAUCUUCGCAGAAAUAUUGAAAGAUUAAAACCUUCUCUACGGUUUGUCUCCUGGAAUCAAGAAGGCUGGAAGACCAGCCUGUGUUCAGUACCUCCUGUGGGCCAUUCCCAUUCAUUAUUAGCUUUAGCAAACAACACGUGCGUGAAGCCUACCUUCAUAGAACUGAGAGAGAGAUUCACGAGGCUCUACAAAAAAAGGGCUCAUCUUCAUCACUAUCUACAAGUUGAAGGGAUGGAGGAAAGCUGUUUCACAGAAGCCAUGUCAUCUUUAUCAGCACUCAUACAGGAAUAUAACCAACUGGAUGCCACAAAAAGCAUGCCUGCAGAAGACUUACCUAGACUACGCGUAGCUGUGUGAAAAAGAAACCCCAAAGAUACAAUUUCUUUUUCUUAAUUUCACAUUUUUUGUCCCCUUACCUUUCUAUUUUAGAAUUUUUGUGAGUCAGAAAGCCUGAUGUGUGUUUUUCAUAUUGGGAAGGUUUUUUGUUUUUUGUUUUUUGUUUUUUUAAAUUUAUUUAUUUAUUUGUUUGUUUAUUUUUGGCUGCGUUGGUUCUUCGUUGCUGCUCACAGGCUUUCUCUAGUUGCAGCGAGCGGGGGCCACUCUUUGCCACGGUGCGUGGGCUUCUCACUGCAGUGGCCUCUCUCGUUGCAGAGCACGGGAUCCAGGCGCACAGGCUUCAGUAGCUGUGGCACAUGGGCUCAGCAGCUGUGGCUUGCAGGCUCCAGAGCAAAGGCUCAGUAGUUGUGGCACACGGGCUUCGUUGCUCCGUGGCAUGUGGGAUCUUCCCGGACCAGGGCUCGAACCUGUGUCCCCUACAUUGGCAGUCAGAUUCUUAACCACUGCACUACUAGGGAAGCCCUUGGGAAGGUUUUUGUCUUUAGAGUAGUUUCCAUUUAAUCACAAUUUGUUGAUGAUCCCACUGUGUGAAAUUAGCCAAGUCCUAGUGCCUUGACUUUAAACAUCUGUCUUCUAAAAAGUCGUGUUUUCUAAAAUUGAGAGAACAGAGUUCUUCAACAUUUUAUUUUAUUUAUAGUCUCAUAUUUAGGCAUUUAUACAGAGAUAAUCAUGUCUUCAAUAAAAGUCUUGUACAGAUAUAUUUUAUAUUUAUUGAUAAUUUAUGUCUUCACAUUCUGUUUAAAUUCUAACUCUUUAAAAGUAAAUAUGGGAGUAGAAGAACACAGUAUAAAUAUUUCUUUGUAAUACCCACUAACUUCAGGAAUAGAUUUUAUUGCAUCUUGAGGUUUUAUUUCUUCUUUGGGUAACCACUUGUUUGCACUCAAAAGAAUCACAAUUUACAAUUAUUUUAACUUGUAUUAAAUUAUUUUUAAAUAUAAUGGUUUUUUUAUCAAACCAGUUAAUUUUGUAACAAUAAAUGUCCAUGUUUUUAAACUAUGCUACUUAUCAGUUUUGCUUGUCCCUUUUUUUUUUUUUUUUGGCCAUGCCGCGUUGCAUGUGGGAUCUUAGUUCCCCAACCAGGGAUCAGACCUGCACCCCUUGCAUUGGAAGCGUGGAGUCUUAACCACUGAACUGCCAGGGAAGGCCCACUUGUCACUAUUUAUACAAGCAAACAGAAUAUUACUAAGCUUGAUAUUUUCUUUGAAACUUUGCAGUAAAUGACUAAUAGUCUAGUGAAAGUGUUCCAGUUACUAUAAAUCUCGUUUUAGUCU